Molecule: messenger RNA, 1158 nt
Organism: Penicillium malachiteum
Lineage: Eukaryota; Fungi; Ascomycota; Eurotiomycetes; Eurotiales; Aspergillaceae
Exons: 5
Coding region: 1-1158 (385 amino acids)
Source: RefSeq, a predicted model, not a curated record
AUGACCCUCAGCAUAUCGGAGGCAGCUCAAAAUGAGGGCCUGCUGGUUCUAGCUGUGGGCUGGAUUCUUAUUGGUAUCCCAGGUAUAUUGGUCGCUUUACGAGUUUAUUGUAAAUUGAUGCUCUCGCGAGGGUUCGGAUGGGAUGAUGGUGUUUGUGUCUUUUCUUGGUUGUUACAAAUUAUCUUUACAGUGCUGGUUACAAAAGGAGUUCAAAUGGGUGUUCUUGGAAGACAUGUCGAGGACAUUGAGAAUCAAGCGUCUAUUCCCCAUAGACUCAAGCUUUUAUACAUUGGCUUUGUGAUAAUCAUCUUUGGCUGCGUAUUCGCUAAAACUUCAUUCGUUAUCACACUGCUGCGCAUAGUGACUCAACCUUGGCAGAAAGUGACAUUGUGGUUUAUUUUAAUCACUAUGAAUGUGUUGAUGUGGCUAUGUGGUAUUUGUUAUCUGGCUCAGUGUCGGCCAGCGGCUGCACUCUGGAACACAAAGUUGUUCGCUGAAGCCCAAUGCUGGCCAACCUACAUCCUCGAGAAUAUUGCCAUGGUCGCUGGAGCGUACUCUGGGUGUAUGGAUUUCAUUCUUGCUUUCUUCCCUUGGCUCAUUGUUUGGAAUCUUCAAAUGAAGAAGCAUGAGAAGUUUGGAAUUAUUCUUGCCAUGAGCAUGGGUGUAUUUGCCGCCAUAGCAGCCUUCAUCAAGACAUCAAAGCUGAAAAACGUCGCUGCAAUCACCGACUUUACGUACUACUGCUCACCUAUCCUCCUUUGGGCCUCCGCCGAAACAGGCUUGACCAUUUUUGCCUCCUCUAUCCCUGCCCUUCGCAUCUUGUUCGUACGCAUGCACUCAUCCAGCGGUGAUGCAGAGUCUCCCAGAAACUACAACGCCUCCAGGAAAAAUCAAAGCACUGCUCGCAGUGCCAACAAUGAUGACUGCGCCUCUAGGAUCAGUCCCUACUGGUCGGAACAGUACUAUAUGAUGGGUGGAGACAUUAUCACAUUGAGUAAACAGAGAGAUGAUUCAAGUGACAAGAGUAUUCUGAGUAUAUCGGGAAUUAAGCAGACGCGAGAGGUGACGAUUACAUAUGAGGCUAGUAAGGGGAAAGUAUUGGGGACUCGGAAGGGUGCUUCUCGCAAGAACCUUGGAAAGGUCCUGUAUAGGGGCUAG